CCAGCCACGCUGGGCACCGCGUCUCCGCGCCAUUAAAGGCUCUACGUGGCUCUGUCACCUGUUCUGUGGCGGUGUGACCUGCAGGGACCGCGGGAGUUGUAGGAAGGACUCGGGGGUCCCGGGAGCCCUAGAAAUGGACUCAGUAGCCAUUGAGGAUGUGACUGUGAACUUCACCGUGGAGGAGUGGGCCUUACUGGAUCCUUCACAGAAGAAACUCUACAGAGAUGUGAUGUUGGAAACCUUUAGGAACCUGGCCUCAAUAGGAAAAACAUGGGAAGAUUAUGAUACUGAAGAUCAGUGCAAAAACCAGGGGAGAAAACUAAGAAGUCAUAUGGAAUUGAGACUCUGUGCAAGUGAAGAGGGUAGUCAAUGUGGAGAAAAUUUCAGCCUCAUUCCAAAUCUCAAGCUGAACAAGAAAACUACAGGAGCAAAACCAUGUGAGUGCAGUGCAUGUGGAAAAGUCUUCAUGCAUCAUUCAUCCCUUAAUAGGCACAUAAGGUGUCACAAUGAACACAAACCAUAUGACUAUCAAAAAUAUGGAGAAAAGCCAUAUAAAUGUAAGGAAUGUGGGAAAGCCUUCACUUUUCCCAGUGUUCUUCGAAUACAUGAAAGAACUCAUACUGGAGAGAAACCCUAUGAAUGUAAAAAAUGCAGUAAAGCAUUCACUUCUUCCAGGUCUCUUCGAAUACAUGAAAGAACUCACACUGGAGAGAAACCCUAUGAAUGUAAAAAAUGCAGUAAAGCAUUCACCUUUUCCAGUUCUCUUCGAGUACAUGAAAGAAUUCAUACUGGAGAGAAACCCUAUGAAUGUAAGGAAUGUGGGAAAGCCUUUACAGCUCCCUCAAGCCUUCGAUCACACAUGAUUUUUCACACUGGUGAUGGACCUUAUAAAUGUAAGGAAUGUGAGAAAGUAUUCAUUUCUCCCAGUGCAUUUCAAAUUCAUGAAAGAAGUCACACUGGAGAGAAACCCUAUGAAUGUAAAAAUUGUGGCAAAUCAUUCAGUCAUCCGAGUACUCUUCGAAUGCAUGAAAGACGUCACACUGGAAAGAGACCCUAUAAAUGUAAGGAAUGUGGGAAAGCCUUUAUUGCUCUCACAAACCUUCGAGUACACAUGAUCACUCACACUGGAGUUGGACCUUACAAAUGUAAGGAAUGUGGGAAAGUUUUCAUUCAUCCCAGUUCAUUUCAAAUACAUGAAAGGAGUCACACUGGUGAGAAACCCUAUGAAUGUAAAGAAUGUGGGAAAGCCUUUAGUCUGUACACUAACUUAAAAAAACACAAAAGAACUCACACAGGAGGGACACCCUUUAUAUGUAAGGAAUGUGGUAAUGCUUUUAUUUCACUUCGUGUUUUACAAAUACAUGAAAGAAAUCACACUAGAGAGAAAUUCUAUGAAUGUAAAAAAUGCAAUAAAGCACUCACUUCUUCUAGUUCUCUUCGAAGACAUGAAAGAAAUCACACUAGAGAGAAACCCUAUGAAUGUAAAAAAUGCAGUAAAGCAUUCUGUUAUCCCAGUUCUCUCCAGGUACAUGAAAGAAUUCAUACAGGAGAGAAACCCUAUGAAUGUAAGGAAUGUGGGAAAGCCUUUAUAACCCCCUCAAGCCUUCGAUCACACAUGAUCUUUCACACUGGAGAUGGACCUUAUAAAUGUAAAGAAUGUCAGAAAGCAUUUAUUUCUCCCAGUGCAUUUCGAGUACAUGAAAGAAGUCACACUGGAGAGAAACCCUAUGAAUGUAAAGAAUGCAAUAAAGCAUUCAGUUGUACCAGUUCUCUUCGAGUACAUAAAAGAAUUCAUACAGGAGAGAAACCCUAUAAAUGUAAAGAAUGCAGUAAAGCCUUUACUUCUUCCAGUUCUCUUCGAGUACAUGAAAGAAUUCACACAGGAGAGAAACCCUAUGAAUGUAAAGAAUGUGGGAAAGCCUUUAUAGAUCCCUCAAGCCUGCGAUCACACAAGAUGAUUCACAGAGAAGAUAGACCUUAUAAAUGUAAGGAAUGUGAGAAAGCAUUCAUUUAUCCCAGAUUACUUCAAAGACAUGAAAGAAGUCACACUGGGGAGAAACCCUAUAAAUGUAAAGAAUGUGGGAAAGCCUUCAGCUCUCAUCAAAGUUUCCAAAUACAUAAAGGAAAUCAUAGUGGAGAGAAAAAAUAUGAAUGUGAAAAAUGUAGUAAAGCAUUUAGUUUUCCCAGUUCUCUUCGAAGACAUGAAAGAACUCAUACUGCAGAGAAACCCUAUGCAUGUCAGGAAAGUGGGAAAACUUACUUCUCAUGAAAACUUUUAGGGAUAAUCAAGAAGACACACUAGAGGGAAAACCACAUAAAUGUGUUGAAUGUGAGCGAGACUUUCGUCAUCUGAGUUCUUUCUGAAGGCAUGAAAGGAAUCACUUGAUAAAAACCUCUUGAAUGCAAACAAUGUCAGAAAGACUUCAAAUGGCCUGCAUCAUUAAAUGUGAAACUCCUACCAAAAAGAAACAUAAGUGUAAGUCAUAUGAGAAAGCUUGAUGGAAUUUUACUUGUGUAUGAUGUUCUAGAAAACAUUCAACGUGAAAGAGUAGUUUUAAAAGUUGUAAAUAUAUUGUGUUUACCAAGCCUCUCUCUUAAAGUGCAACAUUGGAUUGUGGAUUUCCAUUAAUCGCUUUCAGAAAUGAAUACUGAGGUGAGAUAAUUCUUCAUGUCAUCAUGCAUCAAUAGUACAUAAGAUUGUACUAUAAGUACAUAAGUACAUGUACUUAGUGUUUUUUACUUAAAUCAAUUAAUUAUAUUUUCUCUUUAAUUUUUUAUAAUGUUUUAAUUGUUCUGUGUUAAGGGGCCAUUGAAAAAUGACAGUUUGUGAUGGUUGGGAUGUUACUACAGGCCUUGUACUGCAGUUCCUGGAUAUGCCUAAUAUGAUGUAUAUAUUCUUUUCUUAGAGAAAACUCCUUUUUCAGGUGGUGGGUAUAGGAGCCUAUUUUUAUUUUCCAUACUAUUAAACAGUUGGAAUAAAUUUUUAUGUGUGGCAAGUUUAUCAAAGAGUAUAGUUUCAUGUGAAUUCUUGUUUUCAUAUUUGGACGUUUGCUCUUUGUCCUUCCUUCUGAUUGGUAUUUGAUGAAUAGACUUUGAAUUACAUAGAAACCUAUGAUAGGACAAUAAAAUCUAGAGCUGGACAUAUCAGCCCUGUAUUAUCUUAUGUGAGUGAGGGUAAUAAUAAGAAUUAGAACUUUAAGAAUCCACCACCUUUUUGGGUGUAUUUUCCACUGAUGUUUUCACAUUUCACAUCAAAGAUACAUUAGAGUUAGGACUUUUUCUUAAGGCCUCUUCUGUCCACCAGGAAAUAAUUCAAACUUUCAUGCUUGGGAAUAUUCUCUGACUCUCCUCUUCUCUAGAUGAUAUCUGUAUAAGGUCUAAUUUGUGUAGGAAACACUUAUGCUGUUAAUAGUGCUAGUGAGGCUGUUUUCCUGAUUCACCGUGGCAUCUACAAUGGGGCAUAAAAAAGUCUCGGGAGUUCAUUUCUCUGCUGCAUUGUGCAGUGGCUGCCUUGACCCAGUUCUUCCAUGUGAGAACAGUCACAUUUCUCAUGUCACAAAGACUAUGUGUGUUUCCCAUUAGUUGUAGCUGAAUGUAUUCCCUCAAUAUGUUUUCAGUAAUGUUUGAUGGUAUGUCAUUAAAACUAUGUGCAUUUCUCAGUGAAAUGAACAUUUCUGUAGUUGUUACAUUGAUAUAUUUUAUCAACUGUUUUCUAAG
Molecule: messenger RNA, 3717 nt
Organism: Equus quagga
Lineage: Eukaryota; Metazoa; Chordata; Mammalia; Perissodactyla; Equidae
Product: zinc finger protein 709-like
Exons: 4
Coding region: 134-2269 (711 amino acids)
Biological process (GO): negative regulation of transcription by RNA polymerase II
Molecular function (GO): DNA-binding transcription repressor activity, RNA polymerase II-specific
Source: RefSeq, a predicted model, not a curated record